Molecule: messenger RNA, 1374 nt
Organism: Beauveria bassiana ARSEF 2860
Lineage: Eukaryota; Fungi; Ascomycota; Sordariomycetes; Hypocreales; Cordycipitaceae
Product: adaptor complexes medium subunit family protein
Exons: 2
Coding region: 1-1374 (457 amino acids)
Biological process (GO): intracellular protein transport; clathrin-dependent endocytosis
Cellular component (GO): cytoplasmic vesicle; AP-2 adaptor complex
Molecular function (GO): clathrin-cargo adaptor activity
Source: RefSeq, a predicted model, not a curated record
AUGCUCUCUGGCGUGUUAAUAUUCAAUCAAAAAGGUGAAAAUCUCAUCUUCCGCGCCUUCCGCAAUGACUGCCGACCGCGCCUCGCGGAUGUCUUUCGCAUCCAAGUCAUAUCGAAUGCUCAGGUCCGCUCCCCUAUCUUGACACUUGGCAGCACAACAUUUAGCCAUGUCAAGCACGAGAAUAUCUACCUCGUGGCAAUCACAAAGAGCAAUGCCAAUGCUGCGCUGGUAUUUGAAUUUUUGUACCGCUUGAUACAGUUAGGCAAAGGCUACUUUGGCAAGUUUGAUGAGGAGGCUGUCAAGAACAACUUUGUCUUGGUGUACGAACUAUUAGACGAAAUAAUUGACUUUGGCUACCCACAAAACACCGAAACCGACACGCUGAAGAUGUACAUUACCACAGAAGGCGUCAAAUCCGAGUCGCGACCAGAAGACACAUCCAAGAUUACGAUGCAAGCCACGGGCGCCUUGUCAUGGCGCAAAGCCGACGUACGAUACCGAAAAAACGAAGCCUUUGUCGAUGUUAUCGAAGAUGUCAAUCUGCUCAUGUCAGCGACUGGCGCUGUCCUGAGAGCCGACGUCACGGGCCAAAUUAUCAUGCGAGCGUACCUUUCCGGCACACCUGAAUGCAAAUUCGGCCUGAAUGACCGACUCCUUCUCGACAGUGAUGGGUUAAAGUCUCUAGAGAGUGGAAACAAGCUCGGAUCCAAAGCAACAAAGGCAGCAGCAGGCAGUGUCACCUUGGAAGACUGCCAAUUUCACCAAUGCGUUCGAUUGGGCAAGUUUGACAGCGACAGAAUCAUUAGUUUUGUCCCUCCCGAUGGCGAGUUUGAGCUCAUGAAAUACCGCGCGACGGAAAACGUCAAUUUGCCUUUCAAGGUCCACGCAAUCGUGAACGAAAUUGGCCGCUCAAAGGUAGAAUACAGCAUUGGCGUCAAGGCCAAUUUUGGGCCCAAGCUGUUUGCAACGAAUGUCAUUGUCCGCAUACCAACGCCGCUCAACACUGCCAAGAUAAUAGAACGAUGCACCCAGGGCAAGGCCAAGUAUGAGCCAAGCGAAAACUGUAUUGUUUGGAAGAUUGCCCGCUUCACCGGCCAGAGUGAAUACGUAUUGAGCGCCGAGGCCAUACUCACGAGCAUGACGAAUCAAAGGGCUUGGAGUCGGCCGCCUCUGAGUCUAAACUUUAGCUUGCUCAUGUUUACAAGUUCAGGCUUGCUUGUACGGUACUUGAAGGUGUUUGAAAAGAGUAAUUAUUCCAGCGUCAAAUGGGUCAGAUACAUGACGCGGGCAGGCUCAUACGAAAUACGGUACGCCCACAACUCAUUCAUGCUGACAAAUUCUAAUUUUGAACCAGAUUUUAAUGAACGGAAAUAA